CAAUAAGUGGACCUUUAUCUCGAGAGGCCUGGAGUUUACAUCAGUGAGAACAGUUUCACAAGGAACCACUUCCAUCUUCCAGUUAUUUUUUUACUGCAUAGCUAUCCAAGAUGAAGCUAAUCCUGAAAAUCUCCUUCACCUUCACACUGUUCUACACAGUAGCAGACACACUACAGUGCUACACUUGCGAGUCUGAUGAGUGCAGCGAAGCAGCGUUGGAGAUGUGUUCUGGGGGAGAGGUGUGUUCCACUAGGACAACAGUAUUUGGUGAUUUAGGCACCAGAGUCUCUAAGGAUUGCACAACGAGAGAGGAAACCUGUGUAUUCAUGGACGCAACAACAAGAACAUCAAUCAGUGGUGGAUACACACACACCUCCAACGCCGCGUACUGCUGCAGCACGGACGGCUGCAACAAGAAUACUCUCCCAGUGCUCAGUGACAAGCCCAAUCAUCUACAAUGUUACACCUGCAAGAGUAAAGGGGAUCAAGUCUGCAACACAGUUGUACAAUGUGUUGGAGUUGAAGACCACUGCUUCAAAUAUACAGUGCCCGUUGGUGAUGGAAGUAAUGAUGGACGACACCUGGGCUGUGCCUCUGCUGAUGUAUGCCGCUGGUCCGAGACAUCCCCCUCUACGCCUAACUUCAACUGUUGUGAAGGGAGUCUCUGUAACAAAGCCACGGGGAUUGGACUGAGCUCUCUCCCUCUUCUGCUGGGACUCCUCAUCUCACUGGUCUAGUUAGUGGGAGGAUUCAUGGUAAUCCCAACCGUUAAGAGUGAUGUGUGUCCACAAGAUCAGGAAACGUUGGAAGUUAAUUUGUUCGUAGAAAUUAGGAAGGAUGAUGAUUUGUAUAAGGCUUUUAAAAUAAAUAGUAAAAAGUAGGCCGUUUUAAUAUCUUUAAUUUGGCACUCUACUCUGUAGUGGGAUAUGAUUUUAACAUCACUGUAUUUUAUAAAUGCUUCUUAUCACUAUACCACUGCAGUGUAUGUUACAUAAUGUAUAGUACAAAGCUCAAGGUUGCACCCUUCGUCUCUCAUAGGGCCCGAUCAGGCCUUUCCUAUGCACUUCUCAGUAGUUGGUAUUCAGACUUACCUUAUGAAGGUGCAUAACGGGCCUUGCAGGUAUGGUUUCCUUGCGCACACUGAGUAAACAAAUGUAAUUCGGCUGCUGAAAACCCUCCCACUUGCUGGCCAAUAUAUUUUCUCACAGAGUUUUCAUUCAGUAGGGUUUUCAGUACAUUUAUCUUCAGCAAUUCCGUUAACUACAAUAUGUAACUUUUUGGGCGACUCGACCAAAUUCACAUAGACAUGUGAGUUAAAGAUCUUUCAUUCCCAUUGAAAGCAAGUCUAAGAAGCAGUAGAUCUGUUCUAUGUGUACUAUUUCUAUGCUUCCCGUUCUGAAGUUCCAUUUUUGCAUAAUUUAUUUUUGGUUUUGUACACCACUUUCAAACAGCUGAAUAUGCAAUAUCUUUGGUUAUGGAAAAUAUAUUUCACAGAGGUUUAGAUUGUACAAUGAUUAUUGUUAUCUCACAUUAACUGAAAUUCCGAGAACUAUUCGAUUUUUUGCAAACAGCAAAUGGCGGAGUGAUUUCUGCACAGGGUGUCUUUACGGUGUACUAGAGUACAUUGAGAGAAUGGGUUCAGAAAAUAGGAAUCAAUGAGGGAAAGCCAUCUAAAUAUAUGCAUAUUCAUUACCAUUUCAACAACAACUGGUAAAUGUAAAAAUACACUGAUCUUGUAGAUUAUGAAUCAUAACAAAACAGGUUUGGAGAGCCUUUAUGCACAAAAGACACUGAAUGUUUUUGCAUAAGGGUUGGACAAAGUGAACACCUUGUUUCCUGUUUCUUGUCAGAAUCUUGAGCCUCAUUUUGUUAAAAAAGUGGGGUAAUGACUGAUGGAAUAAUGUGCUUGUAUCCUUUUUUUAUUGACACUGAAUGUAUAAAACAUUAGGAAUACCUGCUCUUUCCAUGACAUAGACUGACCAGGUGAAUCCAGGGGAAAGCUGAU
Oncorhynchus masou masou (cherry salmon) is the source of this 2005-nucleotide messenger RNA. Its product is annotated as urokinase plasminogen activator surface receptor-like. NCBI's taxonomy places the organism in Eukaryota, Metazoa, Chordata, Actinopteri, Salmoniformes, Salmonidae. The transcript is spliced from 6 exons. The record is from RefSeq and is a predicted model, not a curated record. The coding region runs from base 111 to 737 and encodes 208 amino acids.